UAAAUACCCACUUGUCAACCAUCAUUGAUGAUGAAAAUUUUGUAUCAAGAAUAUCCAUUUUUUCAACUCAUUUAAUUUAUUAAUAAAAACUUGCAUCAUUUGUUGAAAUAAAUUAAGUUUAUCAAGUAAUUUAAUUGCGUCAAUAAUAAUUCUAUAAUCAGUUGAAAGUUUAUGGCUUAAAAUUAUUUAUAGCCAAGUGAAAAAUAAAUAACCAUGAGUUUAAUUUCUGAGCCUUUGUUUUUCACACUUGCUCUAUUAGAUACUGGAAUAAUAUUAUUUGUUCUUGUCUAUUUUGUGAUUAUACUGUCAGAUCUUGAGUGUGAUUAUCUCAAUGCACGUCAAUGCUGUUCACGUUUAAACAAGUGGGUGAUACCAAAAACUGUUGCACAUUCAGUUCUCAAUUUAUGCUUGUUAUUGUAUGGUCAUUGGAUUUUAUUCUUGAUGAAUCUUCCAUUGACCAUUUGGCUGUGGUAUGAAUAUUUAACAGUACCAAAAGGAAAUACUGGUGUAUUUGAUCCAACUGAAAUUCACAAUUGUCGUUUACUCAGAAGACACACAAGAGACACCAUGAUUUAUCUUGGCUAUUAUCUCGUCUUUUUCUUCAUUUAUUUAUACUGUAUGAUAAUAUCUCUGCUCAAAGGUGAUCCAAUCGACAGAUCAGAUGAUGACAAUGUCGAGUUUUAAAAUCAUCAAAAAACACUGAUGAAAAUUUAAAAUACAAUUAGCAAUUAAUUAUUUAUUUUUUCAUUAUCAGUUUAAGAAUUAUACUGUUAAUUUAUCCUCUCAUUUUAUGGCUUCAUCAACAUCAACAAGAAACCUACAAAAAUUAUCAAAUUAAAUAUCAAAUUUACUUGAAUAAAAUGGAAACCAAAAAGGGGAUUAUAAAUUACCAAACAAUUGUAACAAAAAUGAAAUACUUUUUGUCCACUUGUUUGUAUAAUCAAAGUUUGUUAAAUAUAAGUUUAAUAUUUGUGAUGUUUGAAUGAAAAAAAAAACAAACCAAACAAUAAAUUUAAGAAAGUAAAUUCUCUAUUUGUACGACAGAUAAAUUUCUAGUCGAUUGGUGUUAUCACCGAAAUACAGUAAUAAUUUUAUAUGUUAAAAAAAAAAAAAUUGAAAUACAAAUUUUUACAUGUUUUUC
Aphidius gifuensis is the source of this 1141-nucleotide messenger RNA. RefSeq names its product protein cornichon homolog 4 (gene cnir). The transcript has 4 exons. Gene Ontology annotation, cellular component: COPII-coated ER to Golgi transport vesicle; endoplasmic reticulum membrane. Bases 214 to 684 code for a protein of 156 amino acids. Gene Ontology annotation, biological process: endoplasmic reticulum to Golgi vesicle-mediated transport. Lineage: Eukaryota; Metazoa; Arthropoda; Insecta; Hymenoptera; Braconidae. The record is from RefSeq and is a predicted model, not a curated record.